Chenopodium quinoa (quinoa) is the source of this 471-nucleotide messenger RNA. RefSeq names its product TLC domain-containing protein At5g14285-like. Gene Ontology annotation, cellular component: membrane. The transcript has a single exon. The record is from RefSeq and is a predicted model, not a curated record. NCBI's taxonomy places the organism in Eukaryota, Viridiplantae, Streptophyta, Magnoliopsida, Caryophyllales, Amaranthaceae. The coding region runs from base 1 to 471 and encodes 156 amino acids.
AUGGAUCUUAUUCAUUACUUUGUUUUUAACCCAAAAAAUGUGCUUUUUAUUGCUCAUCAUUUGGCUAGUCUAUUUGGUCUUCUUACUUGUAGGUUUGUGGCUAAUCAUGGGGCUUUUGCUAUAUUAGUAAUCCUGGUUCUUGCUGAGGUAACUAGUCCAGUGCAGAAUGUAUGGUCAUUGGCAAGGUUACGAAAGGCCGAUUUUCGUGUAGCGAAACAGGUGUAUGAUUACUUGUCACCAAGGUUUUACACAUUCUAUACUGCUGUUAGAGGUGUGUUUGCACCUCUGUUUGUGAUCAAGAUGGGUUUUGUGUAUGCUAGUGGCGCGACGAAUAGCGUGAUUCCAAGAUGGGUUUGGUGUUCUUGGAUGUUGUUGACUGUGUCUGGUAUCAUGGGUAGCUUGUUGUGGAUUUUGAAUCAUUGGAUUGAGUUUUACAAAGAAAGUUUGUGCAAGAAAGAGAAGUUGAAAUGA